GGCCAGGCUGAGGACUCACUCGCUGCCCACGGCUGAGCUGGGACAGGAAAAUGAGAGGUCUCCGCUGGCGUUACACUCGGCUGCCAAGCCAGGUGGAGGAUGCCCUUUCUGGGGAGGAGGGUGAGGAAGAGGAAGAGGAGGCAGCCCCAGCCCCAGCCUCUGCUCCUGAAGAUCCCAUGGAGCUGCAGCUGAUGGAAGCCAGCCAGGUUCUGGGUGCCUCGGAGAUUAGGCAGCUCAGCCUCCACCUCCCCCUGAGAGUCACUGGACAUCCCUGGAGUCUGGUCUUCUGCACGUUGAGGGACGGUUUCAGUCUGCGGAGCCUGUAUCGGCAGAUGGAGGGCCACAGUGGACCGGUGCUGCUGGUGCUGAGGGACCAGGAUGGGCAGAUGUUUGGAGCCUUCUCUUCCUCGGCUAUACGACUCAGCAAAGGAUUCUAUGGUACUGGCGAGACAUUCCUCUUCUCAUUCUCCCCACAGCUGAAGGUCUUUAAGUGGACAGGAAGCAACUCUUUCUUUGUGAAAGGAGACUUGGAUUCACUGAUGAUGGGCAGUGGCAGUGGCCAGUUUGGGCUGUGGUUGGAUGGAGACUUGUAUCAUGGAAGAAGCCACCCCUGUGAGACCUUCAACAAUGAGGUGCUGGCCCGGCAGGAGCAGUUCUGCAUCAAGGAGCUGGAGGCCUGGGUUCUGAGCUGACACCCUUGUGGUGGGCAGCCUCCUGUGGCAACAGGUACUCAGACCUGCUCAUGGAUGCCGUCCAGGCCUUCCUCACUCAGGGCAGCCCAUUCUGUCUUAAAGACACGGAUGGUGAAGUGCCCUAGUGUUGACUGUGGCUGUUGGCCAGCCUCCUUGUCACUUGGAGACCCAAGACAGGGAUGGGGGCAGGCACUGCUCUAUUGUAAUGGUGA
Galeopterus variegatus (Sunda flying lemur) is the source of this 904-nucleotide messenger RNA. It is a transcript of the gene TLDC2, whose product is annotated as TBC/LysM-associated domain containing 2. The record is from RefSeq and is a predicted model, not a curated record. Lineage: Eukaryota; Metazoa; Chordata; Mammalia; Dermoptera; Cynocephalidae. The transcript is spliced from 6 exons. The coding region runs from base 51 to 692 and encodes 213 amino acids. Gene Ontology annotation, cellular component: nucleus. Gene Ontology annotation, biological process: response to oxidative stress.